AUGAAAACAACUCCAUUCAAAAGAUACAUAAUGAAUAAAGCUGAAAUCGAUUUUUUCCAAAACCAAGGCUAUUCCUUUGUACGAACAAUAGCACAAGGUGGGUAUGGUAUAGUGUUCGAAAUGCAUUCAAAUAAAUAUAACAUUGACUAUGCCGUCAAAAGAAUUCCAAAAUGUUUCCUUUCUAACUCCGAAUUGGAUUGUCUCAUGCAAAUAGAUGAUCCAUAUAUUGUCAGACUAUAUCAAGUCUUCUACUUAGGAGACUUUAUUUACAUGGUCAUGGAACUUUGUCAGAAUGAUUUAUUCAAUAUAUUCACAAGUUCACAGCAACUUUCCGACGAACAGAUGAAGAAAUAUGCCCUAGAAAUGGUUUUAGCUAUUAAAUCCAUUCAUGAUAGAAACAUUGCACAUUGUGAUAUUAAACCAGCCAAUUUCUUCAUCGAUAACUAUGGAAGAGUUAAAAUUGGUGAUUUUGGAUUGUCAUCUAUCAAUGGCACAGCUACGACAUGUAAAAUUCAAAAAGGCACCCGAUUAUAUAUGGCUCCUGAAAUGUAUGUUCUGAAAGAGUAUAAUGCCAUGAAAUCCGACAUUUGGUCACUUGGCGUAUCAUUGUAUUAUAUGGCAACCAAGCAAUAUCCAUUUAACGCUCCUGACCAAAGUAAAUUGGAGCAAGUAGUAAAUAUCGGUCUGUUUCCAAAAGAACAAGUAAGAGACAAGCAAUUACUAGGUCUUAUAUGCAGGUGCCUCGAGAAGAACCCCUGCAGAAGGCCAUCAAUCAAUGAUCUCUUAAGAAUUCCAUAUCUCAAGGAACAGUUGCCAAAUGAAACGUGCUGCCGAUUUGUCUUACCUAACUUCCACAAAUGCUGCAAACCAAUAAUUAAGCCAGAAAUCAAACCAAGAAAUUCCCUCUGUGCAUUCGCAAGUAAUUUGCAAAUACAUUGUUUCAAAGGCUCAAAGAUGCGCCUUAUUAACUCUGAACGUGAAAUUCCUGUUUGUAUUAAAUAA
Trichomonas vaginalis G3 is the source of this 1002-nucleotide messenger RNA. RefSeq names its product protein serine/threonine kinase protein. Gene Ontology annotation, molecular function: ATP binding; protein kinase activity. The transcript has a single exon. Bases 1 to 1002 code for a protein of 333 amino acids. The record is from RefSeq and is a predicted model, not a curated record. Gene Ontology annotation, biological process: protein phosphorylation. NCBI's taxonomy places the organism in Eukaryota, Parabasalia, Trichomonadida, Trichomonadidae.